Molecule: messenger RNA, 2282 nt
Organism: Perca fluviatilis (European perch)
Lineage: Eukaryota; Metazoa; Chordata; Actinopteri; Perciformes; Percidae
Gene: ccdc197
Product: coiled-coil domain-containing protein 42 homolog
Exons: 9
Coding region: 29-1153 (374 amino acids)
Source: RefSeq, a predicted model, not a curated record
UGUUUACUCAUCAGGAUUCCUCGACAAUAUGACGACUUCUUCCCUUCCUGUUUUAGAUAACAGCGACCCCCGUCUAAAACUGACGGUGCAAAACAGAAUUAGAAACAUUUUUGUAACACAAUCGGAAGACUCCAGACACAGGAAGGAGGACAAUGUCAACCACAUACCUGUUGUGACAGAGACUUCAAGCAGAGUCCUUGAGGCAGGAGUGAACACUUUGCAAAAAACCCUGGUUCUGAAGAAGCAGGCUGAGUUGGACGAGGUGGACCAGCAACUCACACUCAAACGGAAAGAGUUUAAGAACUAUGUGGAGGCUCUAGCUCAGAGGAGGUCUGAACUGGAAAUAAAGCAACAGCAGACUAAAGAGAGGGCGAUGAAGUUUGAGAAGUUUGUGGCUGAAAAUGAAGUGAAGCGACGCCGAGCGUUGAAGAAGUAUGAGGCUGCACGGGAGCUGAACAUUGCGAAACAGAGAGAGAUAGAAGAUCUGACAGAACAGUUGAAACAACUUAGAGCCAGACAGCAAGUUUUAAAGGAGAGAAUGGCAAAAUACAAAAUCUAUGAGGACUACUUGAUGAAAACACUAGAUUAUCUCCCCAGCACUUACCUUGAUAAUGGGUCUGAAUCUUUGGUUAUGCCCAUCAUUCGGCGCCACGAGACCCUGUCCAUCACCCACCGGGAGCUGCUGCAGCGUUUGGGGCGUCUGGAGGAGGAAGUGGAGCAGGGGCAGCGACAACUGCAGAUCAUGAAGCAGGAGCACAGUAUUAAAAAACUGAUGGCCAAUAAGGAACUGUCUGAACUCCAGAGUGAGUUAGAAACCCUCAAAGAGAAGAACAAGCAGGCAGAGGUUAACCUGCUGAUGGAACAAGGCCUGUCCAGAGAGAAGGUUGAGGAAGUGGGUUGCUUGCUUAUGGCCAUCAACAACCUUGCAGAGCAGUGUUAUCUAGCAGCAUAUGGACCUCUGGAAAACAUGAACAUACUGACAAGGAUGGACAUGGUGAAGGAGUACAUCCAGGACAAGGCAGACACAGAGAGAAGAGCGAGAAGACUGAUGGAGUCGGGGUCUGCCAUGACAAGUAGAACAGCCCUGACGGACAAAAGAGAGAAGGCCAUGAAGAGCAUCGGCAGUAAAACACAAAUUAAAAGUUCAAGUUAAGUCGGUAGAAAGAGUGAAACAAUGAGUUGAUGUAGAUCUUUAUCAACAUGAUGUCACUGCUUACAGUAAUCAAAGUUGUUGAGAGUUAAAGUUCAUUUUUGACCUCGAAAGCAGUAGUUUGACAAAAGAAAAGUAAAACAUGACAAGUAUGACAACUAAGAAAACUACAUCCGAUGAUGAAGAAUUUGAGAUGCGUGAAAAAAAAGCAAGUAAGUACAGUUUCAGUGUUAGAAACUCUUAAUGUAAAAUGAUUUGCACCCAAUUCUGCACCUACAGUUUCAUACAGAUUUUAAAAAUAGGGUGAUCAAGUGUAUUCGAGCAUCAGAAGUUUGUAAAUGUGUAUCUCUGGAAUGUGGAAUCAUUGUUGCAUUUUAAAAAUAAAAUGUUUAAAAUCAACUGAUGCUGUCAGAUAGGAAGUGAUACCCAUCAAAACAGCACAUGCAAUGGUAUGUAUGCAAUUUCUAUCAGAUUUCGAUUAUACUAACAGCAAUGAGAAAAGAGUAUGGACUCUCUGUGAUAUCUUGAAUGUAUCUAUUAAAUACAGUAAAUAUAUUGCAGCAGAGAGAAUCUGACUUUUCUGUUGUAAAUCCUACAUAUCAUGCAGGACCAUACGUUGCAUCCACUUACUUUUUCUGUUCUGUAUCUACCACAAAAGUUUGUGUUUUUGUACAAGACACCAAGCAUUAGCAGCAAUGCAUAUGCCUGCUCCAUGUUGCCAGACACUGCCAUACAGGUUUUCAUACAGGCAGCCUUCUUGUGCAGACAGUGAUCACCAAUUAUGUUUCAAUGCUACUCCUCUGGGCAAGUAGCAAAACAUACUCAACAUAUACCUUUUAGGCAUUUAUAUCAAGUAGUAAUCUGGGUUGUCAGGCUGUGAGUACAUUUACUCAAGUAUAGGCUACUGAAGGACAAUUUUGAAACUUUUGAACUUGUACUUGGCCCAAUUCACCAAGUUGUUUUUAAAUUAAUAUUUAUUUUAUGAUAUUUUAUAGGCUACUACUACUUCAAUACAUUUGAGGGGGAAAUAUUAAACAUUUUACUCCACUACAAUAAUGUGACAGCCAGUUAGCCUACUGAGAUUCAAAUAUCAACAGAUGAUGAAUUAUUGUACAGGCCUAUUAAGUAAUUA